CUCCUAAUAUAGACCCGACCGCCUUGUAGAAAAGGGUAACAAACCAAACCAAGCGCUUGCUGCGCGGAAACCAACUUUUUCAUGGACACACAACAGAGUUAUGGAGCCUCGUUCGCAGGUGUCAUUACCGGAAAAGAAGCAGGAAUUACAGAAACAAGAGGCCGACGCCACAGUCUACAUGAACUUCAUGAAAAGCCACCGUUGCUACGAUGCCAUUCCAACCAGCUGUAAACUGGUCAUAUUUGAUACCACGCUACAAGUGAAGAAGGCCUUUUUUGCACUGGUGGCAAAUGGCUUGAGGGCUGCACCGCUAUGGGACAGCAAGCUGCAGAGAUUUGUGGGUAUGCUGACUAUUACUGAUUUCAUCAACAUCCUCCAUUGCUAUUAUAAGUCCCCUAUGGUUCAGAUGUACGAGCUGGAGAGUCACAAGAUCGAAACAUGGAGAGGUGAUUCAGUUACAAACGUCUACUUACAGUAUUCCAAUCACUUCCUCGUUAGCAUUUCUCCAGAGGCCAGCCUCUUUGAUGCCAUCUAUUCCUUACUGCGAUAUAAAAUCCACAGGCUGCCCGUCAUCGACCCACAGUCUGGAAACGUCCUGCACAUUCUGACACACAAAAGAAUCCUCAAGUUCCUCCAUAUAUUUGGGAAAAAAGUUCCCAAGCCGGCAUUCCUACAGAAGCAGAUCCAGGAGCUCAGGAUAGGAACCUUCAGGAACAUCGCCACUGUGCAGCAAACAGCAUCACUUUACGACGCCCUCUCCAUAUUUGUGGAGAGGCGAGUGUCUGCGCUGCCGGUGGUGGACGAACAAGGCAAAGUGGUGGCACUCUACUCAAGAUUUGAUGUCAUUAAUCUAGCAGCCCAGAAGACCUACAACAAUCUGGACAUGACAAUGCAGGAAGCCGUUCGCAGGCGCACGUGUUACGUCGUGGGAGUGAUCAAGUGCUAUCCGGAUGAAACCUUGGAGACCAUUAUAGCUCGCAUAGUCAAUGCUGAGGUCCAUCGGCUGGUUCUGGUGGACAGAGCUGACGUGGUGAAGGGCAUCAUUUCUUUGUCUGACCUGCUGCAGGCCAUGGUUUUAACCCCUGCAGGUAUUGACACCCUUUUAUCCUAGCAGCAGGGGGCAGAACAUCCCCUCCUUAUCGUCCUGUGUCGUCCUGGCAGUGUACCCAGCCAGAAAUCGACAUGUGACUAAAACGAGAGAACAUAAGGAAGAGAUAUUCCCCGGCUGUGCUGCUGUUUACAUUAAAACGUCUUCUGUGAUCUUUGGCUACAUUCAAGUUCUAUGAAUGGACAGUGAGCUGACCCUGAUGCCAUCAUGUGUCUCAAUAGGUCCACAGCACGAAGCAUACGUUGGCUGCAUUUGAUCAAAUUGAUCAAUAUAUGUUUACUCAAUAUAUUUCAGUAAUAAAUUUGUAUCAAAUCUUUCAGGUUUGCGGUCUUUCCAAUGUGUUUUCUGUAGUCUACUUAUAUAAACAGCUUUGGAAAUUAUUAUUAGACCACUGUUUUAUGAUCUUCCUUUUCAAUUAAAGAUGGUGUUUUGUUGAUUCC
Molecule: messenger RNA, 1548 nt
Organism: Stegastes partitus (bicolor damselfish)
Lineage: Eukaryota; Metazoa; Chordata; Actinopteri; Pomacentridae
Gene: prkag3a
Product: protein kinase, AMP-activated, gamma 3a non-catalytic subunit
Exons: 13
Coding region: 101-1111 (336 amino acids)
Biological process (GO): protein phosphorylation; regulation of catalytic activity
Cellular component (GO): nucleotide-activated protein kinase complex; cytoplasm; nucleus
Molecular function (GO): protein kinase binding; AMP binding; protein kinase regulator activity
Source: RefSeq, a predicted model, not a curated record